UUACUUUAUUUAUUUAUUUUUCACUAUUUAUUUUGUAUGGGAGUAGAAUAUAACUAUGUCAUCACUUAUUUUGUACAAUUUUUUAUAUAAUUUUUAAAUAUAUAAGUUUUAUAUUAAAACUUUAUACUUAAUACGGAGUAGUAAACACACGGGAGCAUAAGUGGAUGUAUUGUUGGAAUUGAAAUCUUUUGUAAAGAAUUUUUUUUAAUUAUAAAUAUGAGUAAAAUAAGACUCUACUUUUGUGACAUUAUUUUAUGUUAUUGUCAUUGAACUCGGACCUAACGAGAUAAGUUUGUGAUAGAUUAUUGAAUAAACGGAUUAAAGUUUGAGAUUAUUUAAAAAACGAGUUAAAAUUUGAAUUAUGAUUGAUCAAUAAACCAGGGAGUCCAACAAAUAAAUGGGUUGGUCGAUUCUAUGCUAGUAUGACUCAAGAUUAGAUUGCUAUCCGGAAAUGAAUCAGAAUUAAUUUUUGACAGUUUUUGACCUUUUUUUGACGGAAUGAAUCAAAUAGUACCGCCGUAGAUUUUUGUCAUCAUACCGUAACCGUCUCUGCGCCCAGCUUUAUUUCAUUUCACAGCCCAGCCCACGCCAGACCACACCACUCUCUCCUUCUCUCAUCUUCUUUGGGUUUUGGGUUUUGUCCUUUCCUCUGCAUCCGCCUGCAAAUCGGCGAUGGCGAACCCAAGGUGCUUCCUGGACAUAAGCAUUGGGGGAGAGCUGCAAGGCAGGAUUGUUGUUGAGCUUUACAAGAAUGUCGUUCCCAAAACCGCCGAGAACUUCCGUGCUCUCUGUACCGGCGAGCGCGGCGUCAGCCCUCACACCGGCGUAGCCCUCCAUUACAAGGGAACUUGCUUCCAUCGUAUCAUGAGAGGGUCAAUGAUACAGGGCGGCGAUGUUUCCGCCGGGAACGAAACCGGCGGAGAGUCCAUUUACGGGCCGACAUUUGAAGACGAGAACUUCGAGCUGAAACACGACCGGAAAGGGACGGUGUCCAUGGCCAAUGCUGGCCCAGACACGAAUGGCUCUCAGUUCUUCAUUUCCACAACCCAACAGUCUCAUCUCAACGGGAAGAACGUGGUGUUUGGGAAGGUGGUGAGAGGACUGGGGUUGGUCCGGAAUAUCGAACGGGUGCCCGUUGGGGAAAUGGGCUGUCCAGAUCUUGAGGUGUGCAUCGUGGAUUGCGGCGAAAUCCCAGAAGGGGAGGACGAUGGGACGUGUAACUAUUUCAAAGAUGGUGACACUUUUCCUGACUGGCCACUCGAUCUUGAUGUGAAACCAGAUGAUGUUUCUUGGUGGAUUUCUACUACUGGAAGUAUCAAGGAUUUUGGGAAUGCACACUUCAAGAAACAAGACUAUAAAAUGGCUAUAAGAAAGUACUACAAGGCUAUACGAUACUUGGACAUUUGCUGGGAGAAGAGUGGGAUUGAUGAAGUGAGUGCCGAGUUCUUGAGGAAAAUGAGGUCCAACAUAUUCUCAAAUUGCUCUGCAUGUAAAUGUAAGCUUGGAGAUUUUGAAGGAGCACUGUUCGACGCUAACUCUUCCAUUUCUGAUGUUAAGGACAACCCAAAAGCUUUUUAUCGCCAAGGGCAGGCAUACGUGGGGCUGAAGGCCAUAGAUGCAGCAGCUGAGAGCUUUACCAAAGCUUUGGAGUUGGAGCCCAACGACAGUGGUAUAAAGAAGGAGCUUGCUGCUGUGAGGAAGAAGAUUACUGAUAGACAAAAUCAGGAGAGGAAAGGGUACUCGAAAAUGUUCCAGUAGCUUCAUUCCUCAAUGAUGGUAAGGCUGUUAUCCCAAAAUCUGUCUUUUCUGGUUUUGCGAAUGUUCAAAUGCCAAUGCUUGAACGGAAAUUUUUGACUGAACCUAAAGCUGCAAGGGGUGGAGUAAGUUGAUUACGCGAUGUUGCAAAUUUAAGAAGACUUGUUUUUUUUGUUAAAUAUCAUCAUCACCCCACCCCCUGUGUGUAUUUUUGCAUACACUUCUGCUUUCAUCCAACAUUUUUCUUUUG
Cuscuta campestris is the source of this 2005-nucleotide messenger RNA. The record is from the annotation of a GenBank genome assembly. Lineage: Eukaryota; Viridiplantae; Streptophyta; Magnoliopsida; Solanales; Convolvulaceae.